AUGCAACAAACAAAACAAAUUAAUUCUCAUCCUCAUCCGCACCAACAACAACAUCAUCAUCAUGUACCAAUUCUUCCAAAGCAACAACCUUCCAUAUCACCUCGACCUCCUCCGACUGCGCAUGUUAAUCCAAAUCAAUAUCCUCUACCAUUCCCUCCUUCUCCCCUCACCUACCAACACUACUAUCAACAACAACAACAAUACGCUCUCAAUCAAAACAGCAGCAACAAUAAUCAACAAUCCGUAACGACACCUCCUCAAGGCAUUUUCCCCGCUCAAACUUUUACAGAAAUUACAACAAAAUUUGGCGGCAGUGUGCAAUAUAGAAAUCGAAAAAGUUUGGGAAGCGAGCAAGAAAAAUUGUCAUCGUCAUCUUCCUCCUCGCACUCAGAUGUGAUUCAUCACCAUCAUCACAACAUUAAUAGUAGUAGUAACAAUUUUAGUGGUGGAGAGAAACAACGAAUUCAAUUAGGGCUACAUCAACAACAACAACAUCAUGGAAUUAUUUCUACGAGUGCUGCCUCGAAUAAUAUUGAAAGUAGUGUGGUAAUUAUUGGAGAGAGUAGGAGACCAACAAUAGCAAAUAGUAUAAAUAAUAAUGGAAAGGGUAGUGGAGAGGAAAUGUUGAUUGAUUCAACUCCAACUCCAAAGGUAUUUACACCAAGAACGACGAGUAGUAGCAUGGUAAAGAAGGAAGAGCAUGAAGGAAAGAAGCCAUUGUCAAUUUCAUCAUUUCUCUCUGCUCAAUCUGGUAAUCCUACGGCUUCAGCAUCAUCAGCAAGUAGAGCUCCAACUUCUCCACGUUCCAAUUAUAUUAAUGGAGUCAAGACUGUUUCUACAGCAGCUGUUCACAGAUUGAAACGUUUGCAACAACAGAUUCGUUCCUCUGAUUUGCAUGCUAUCAACUCAUCUGCACAAGUAUUGAACUAUUUAAAGAUGGUACAACAACAGCAACAAGCUUAUAUUCAACAAAGAAUGAUGCUUCAAUCAAGUUCCAUUCCUUCCCUGAAUAUUUCUGUCAAUCAUAUUAAGAAUCAAUUGUACAAUCCUAACUCUGUAACUCCAUCUUCCACAGCAACAAAUGCUGCUGCCAACAAUAAUUCACAAGAAUAUUUACCAUCUACCUUUAUACCUUCCUAUCAAUUGGAUCCAACUGUGGAUAUGAUGAUUUCUAAUUGGGAAAAUCAAAUCAGACAACGUCAACGACAACAGAAAAUGCAAAAGUAUAGAGUUCCAAAUCUUCGUAUUCCUCCACAAGAUUUUGCCUCUAACUUUAUGAUUGAUUCCUCAUCGAGUGGAGGAAGCAGUAAGGGAUCUCAUUCAGAUCGUUCUGAAGCUUGGAUGAGUGCACGAUUUGCAAGCUCCACCAUCAGUAGUGGAAGAGGAACACUAAGUAGUGGACUGGGAAUUUCUCCACUCAAUUCACCUAGUUCUUCUUGUGGAACUGUUAGUGACUGUGGUGUGCACUAUACUGCCGAUCCAAAUGAUCUCAUAUCACCUAGGAUUCAACAUCAUUCCAGACAUAGUCACAUGCUCAUUACUGCCGAACAAUUGUCUCCAGAGGAUGGAGACAAUGAUGACGAAGAUGAUGAGGAUGGAGACACACUCAUGAUUGAUGAUUCUUCCCCAACAGCUCCUAACAAGGUUCUUCCACCAAUUUCUACUUUGAAUUUACCACCACUCAACUUGCUCUCUAUUUCUCCUAGUACUGGUGAUCAUCAACAAGAUCAUUCUAAGAGUUGUCCAAAUUCUGUCUCUAAUAGGGAAAGUGACCAAGGAAUUCAAACACUGUUUGGUUCAGGAAGUCACAAAUCAGUUCAACCAAAUCCAAUUUCACUCAACAAUACACCACCAGUGAGUCAUGGUACUACAUAUAGACCAGAAGGAUUCAUUACACAUCGUUCACAUCAACAACACUAUAUCAAUAAUCAUCAUUCUAAUUUAACAUCAUCGUCAGGAAAACAAAUUCAUCACCAAGUUCAUUCUACCCAACGAAGAGUUGAUUCUCAACAUGUUGAAAGUUUAAUUUCCUCAACCAAUGUAUGUCCAUCUCCAAAACGUUCAAACCAUCAAUAUCAUCCAUAUCCUCUCACCAGUCCUAGAUCUAAAAAGAAGAAGGUAUCCACUCAAGAUCAACCAACAGAGAUUGAAUCUAUUUCAUUCAAUUUCCCUCCACCUCCUACUUCAAAUCCAUCUGAGUCAUCAUCCAAUGAACAAGUUGCCAAUCAGGAAGAAAUUCAACAACGUAUGUCCAUGCAACUUUUCCAAGCCAUUUUCAGACAUACACCUCUACCAAUGUUCAUUCUCAAUUCCAAGGGUAAAUUCAUGUCUGUUAAUCAUGCCUUUGUUAACAUGCUAGGUUAUAAUCAAGAGGAUCUCUUUUCCAACAAGUUUGCCUCUGAAUUUGUUUCGAAUGAACACGAAUUGAUGCAACAAAUUCACAAAUGCUCACACGAGGGAGGACUGAACAAUGGAGUAGCAAAUCAACAACACUAUUCAUUGUCUUUUAAGGAUUAUGAAGGAUUGGAAAUUCAAGCAGAAAAUACCAUUUACGUUCUCAGAGAUGUCAUAAUGACAGUUCCAGCUCCUCAACAAUUGGCAUCUGGCAUUCAAAUCAAAUCAUGUAUCAUUACUGGUAUUGCAUCCAAUGAAGAAAUGGGUAGCAAUCUAUCCAACUCCAACACUGACAACACCAUUGCCAUGGCAUACUCUUUGGCUAAGAGUUUGUGUUACAGUUGGAUGAAAAUCUUGGAACAAAACAUUGGAGCCGAUCAGGAACAUCGAAUGAUUACCUUGGUUGGACGUUCUGAUGAUUAUUUGAGCGAGAUGAGAGAAAGUUUGAUUAAAGAGUUGGGAGAAUCUUUCGUAAAGAAUAUUGAGAUUCGUAUUAAGGUUGGAGAUGCUUCAGAUGAAGACAAGAUUAGAAAGAUUGUUACUGAGUAUGAUUAUGAUUUGGUAAUUGCUUGUCAACCUUGUGGAUUUGUAACCACUGCAGAAGAAGGAAAAUCAAGACAACCUGUCAGAAGACGUGACAUUAAGGGAACUUCUUUCAAGCAAGGUGAAGAUAAGAAAGUUUCUCCUCGUCGUACUAACUCUACAUCUUCAUCAUCCUCAUCAACUGAUCAAGAUAGAGAAAUUGACAAUUCUUUCACCAAUUUGACAAUUAUUGGAGAAGAAACCAUUCGUCAACAAUUCGCCAACAUUAUUCAACCAACUUUGAACACCAUCUUGCCAGCAAUUAAGCAAGCCAACGAAAGAGGAGUGAUCAACUCACCAAAACAUGUCGUUGUUGGUUUAGUUAAUGAAGUAGAUCCAACAGUUUCUAAUCAUUUCGUCAAUGAAUUUGCUCUCCAAUUGCCAAGAGUUGUCUUUACACAAAUUUCCUCAUUGGUCAACCGUUCUCUCUCCACCGAAACUCUCUUUGGAAAUCAAACUAUUAGAAACCAAAUCGUCGAAACUGACCUACCAACCAAAUCUCAAUUAGUUUUCCAAAUGAUUAAUCCAAUCACCAACAUGACAGAUAGGAGAUUCAAUCAAUCUGUUUCCUCUACAUAUCAAUUCUCCACCUCUGCAUCAACUUCUUCAACCUCUCAAAAUGGUAAAGAUAAGAGAUCUCUCACCAAUCCAAUUCUUCCUCAAUUCUUGGAUAGGAUUCCAUCUCAAAUCUCCAAUCAAAUUCUUAAGGAAAUUUACAAGGGAAUUGAAGUGAUUGAUGUUAAUCUUCCAAUUCGAUAUGCCUCCGAAAGAUUCCUCUCCGUAUUGCCUCAUUCCAUUGGUCAAUUCACAAGAACUAUUUUUAAUUUGUAA
Messenger RNA from Naegleria gruberi, 3807 nucleotides. RefSeq lists its product as uncharacterized. NCBI's taxonomy places the organism in Eukaryota, Heterolobosea, Eutetramitea, Acrasida, Naegleriidae. Bases 1 to 3807 code for a protein of 1268 amino acids. The record is from RefSeq and is a predicted model, not a curated record. Gene Ontology annotation, biological process: regulation of DNA-templated transcription. The transcript has 2 exons.